Molecule: messenger RNA, 8940 nt
Organism: Dipodomys spectabilis (banner-tailed kangaroo rat)
Lineage: Eukaryota; Metazoa; Chordata; Mammalia; Rodentia; Heteromyidae
Gene: Armcx4
Product: armadillo repeat containing X-linked 4
Exons: 6
Coding region: 571-8622 (2683 amino acids)
Source: RefSeq, a predicted model, not a curated record
CAGAGCGACGCAGCCUUGGGUGCAGUCGUCACUCGCGUCUGGCUAGCAGCUCCCCGCCGCCCAGCGCACGGCGGGCUGGCAUCGGGCCCGGGGAAAGCGGAGCAGUUUGAUGUGGCACUGUUUGUGGUGAGGCGAGGGAGGAAGAGAAAACCGCACGGAAUCUAUGGAGGUCUUCACAUAAGCUUGCAGUAGGGCUGUUUGCCACUGGAAAUAAGGGAAAGAGGGCAAGACCAGCCUGGAACUAUAGAGAUUUGCCUGAAUGCCUCCUUGAGAGCUUGAUAUCACUGAAAACAAAGAAAUAAGGAGGAAAUUGCCUCUGAUCAUUAAAGACUGGUCCAAAGAUCUUAGGAAUCUAUAUAUCUACUUUAAGGUGUAUCACCACACAAGAGAAGGAAAGAAGAAAGAACUUUCUUGGAUUGUUACAGGUCUACCUCCAGUGGCAGCUGUAGUGGCCUUUGAGUGGCUGAAGACCAGCACCCUCACAGGCCUACACCCAGAUCUAUCACCCUCUUUCCCCAGCCCAAGUGAGCCCCCUUGUACUUUGUUCGUGCCUUCUGCAGGGGUAAUUACAUGGGCCGUGUACAGGAAGUGGGCUGGGCAACUGCAGGACUGGUGAUUUGGGCUGGCACCUGCUACUACAUUUACAGAUUAACAAAGGGAAGAGCUCAGAGUGUGAGGAGACCUGCCAGAAAUGGGUCCCAAGUCAAGAUGGAGACUGUGGUUGGGGUACAGAGCCAGACCUUGGCCAAGGAUGAAGCCAUGGCUGGGUCAGAGAUUGAGAUUAGACCCAAGGCCGAAACUGGAGCAGGAAGUGGGCCCAGAGCUGAAGUAGAGACUAAGGUCACUGUUAUAGCCAGACCUAAAGCCAGCUCUCAGGCCAAGUCAAUGACUGAGGCAGAGAGAGAGAUUCAAUCUGAGGCCAACUCAGUGUCUGGAACAUUGGUGGAGACUGAGGCAGUGUCUUUGACUGAGGUCAAAGCCCAGGAAGUGGCCAUGAAAGAGGCAGUGACGCAAACUGAUACUGAGGCUAAGGGAGUAGGCAAGAAAGAGGCAGUGACCCAGACCAAGGCAAAAGCUUGGGCACUGGUUGCUAAAGCAGAGGCCAAGAAAGAAGCAAUGACCCAGACGAAAGCUGAAGCUCGUACAUUGGCUGAAAAAGAGACAGAGAUUAAUCGAGUGAUGGUAACACAGAGUGAGGUCUUGACAGUGACCAGGGAAGUGGUCAAAAUCGAGACCAUGAACAAGACUGCAAUUGUGGCUGAAACCAAGUCAAGAUCCCUGGAAGAGUCUGUGAGUGUGGUUAAGACUCAGCCUAAUGCUAGGCCUGGUGUCACAUUUGAUGCUAAGGAAAAUCCCAAUAACAUGACCAGGGCAGUGGCUGGAUUGGAUGUGAAGUACAGUGUACAGUCUCAGGCUGUACCUAAGAUCCAAAAUGAUGGCAUGUCUGUUGCUGAGGUUGAUACGGGGAGUAAUGUUCAUGCCAUGUGUAAGGCAGAGGCAGGAGCAAGCACAAGAACCUGUAUAAUACAACCUCAGACUGUGGCAAAGAAACAGACUUUGGAAACAUCUGGCACCAGGCCUAAUGACAAAGGAAAUACCAAUGGCAUAGCUAAGGCAAUGACUGGACCUGACAUAAGAGCUGCUGCCCAGUCUCAAGGUGUAAUUGGUGCUCAGGUUGCAGCAAUGCCUAAUGCCUGGGUUAAAGGUAGAGGCAAUUCUAAUGUCAUGGCUACAGCAGAGGCCAGGACAAAUCUGAGAGUCAAUUCACAUGCUGAGGCCUUGCCUGAUACCAGGGAUAACACCAGAAGCAAUUCCAAUGUCAUGGCUAAGGCAGGGGCUGGGAUAGACAUAUUGUCUUGUACUUGGCCUCAGCCUGUGACCAAUGUUCUGGAUGAUGCCUUGCUUGACAACACAAUCAAGGCUAAGGACAAUGUCAGUGCCAUGUCUAAAGAAGGCACUCAGGCUUUGGGCCAGAGCCCUAGUGAAGCCUUACCUAACACUAAAGCUAAGGCUAAGGGCAAAGCCAAAGCCAAGUGUAAGACAGUGGCUGGAACAGACAUAAAACCCUGUGUCCAGCCUCAGCCUGGGGCCAAGACUCAAGCCGAGGCCUUGUCUGAUUCCAGGGUUGAUGGUAGAGUUGAUUCUAAUGCUAUUUCUAGAAUCGGGGCUAAGGCAGACCAGAGGGCCUAUGGUCAUCCCCAAGCUAUGAGCAGCUCUCAGAAUGAGGCCUUGUCUGGUACCAGGAAUAAGGUUAAGAGCAAUCUUAAUGCUUUGCCUAAGACAGAGGCAGAGGCAGCUACAACAAGCUCUGCCUAUCACCAGAUUGUGGUCACUUCUAAGAGUGACAUCUUGACUGGAGCCAAGAGUAAAGUUAGGGGCAAUCGCAAUGCUGUGCCCAAGUCAGGAGCUGGGCCAGAAUCAGGGGGCUCUGUCCAGCCCCAGAUUCUACCCAAUUCUCAGGGUGAGGCCUUAUCUGGUGCCAAAAAUAAGGUUAAGGGUAAUGCUAUGGUUAAGUCAGAGCCUGGGGUGGGUACAACAGGCUCUACCUAUUCCCAGGCUAUGGCCAUUUCCCAGGGCACAGCUUUGACUGGUGCAAAGUCGAAGGUCAAGGGCAAUUCCAAUGCUUUGUCUAAGUCAGAAUCUGGGGCAGGAAUGGUCACUGCUCAUCCUAAAGCUGUGACCAAGUCCCAGAGUGAGACAUUAUCUGGUGCCAAGAGUAAGAUCAGAGGAAAUUCCAAUGCUAUGUCUAAAGUAGAGCCUGGAACAGAGACAAUGGACUCUAACAAACCUCAGGCUAUGACCACUUCCCAUGGUGAGAACUUGCUUGGUGCCAGAAAUAAGGUCAGGGGCAAUACCAAUGCUGUGCCUAAGUCAGAGGCUGGGGCAGGUAUGGUGGGCUCUACUCAGCCUCACGCUGGGGCCAGUACCCAGGCUGGGAUCUUGCUUGGUGCCAGAAAUAAAGUCAGGGCCAAUCCCAAUGUUGUGCCUAAAGCAGGAUCCAGGUCAGGCACAAGAGGCUCUGCUCAGUCUCAAGCUGUGGCCAGUUCCCAGGAUGAGGCCUUACUUGGGGCAAGGGACAAAGCUCCGUCCAAUUCUGUAGCAGCUGCCACAGCAGAAAAUGUAGCUUAUGCAAGGCCUGAGGCUGAGGUUGUGCCCACUUCUGAAAGUGAGAGUGGGACAGGUGCACAGAUGUGUGGGAGGACUCAACCUAACAUUCAUGACUACUACUGGAAUGGGAUUGGUGUUGAAGAUUGGAUUGCUGCUGAACGGUGGAUUAAAUUUAGGUUUCAGACCAUUGAUGGAGACUGGGAGAACAGUGUAUCUUGGGCUGAUGAAGAGAAUGAAGCCAGUAUUGGGUCCUGGAGUGGGACUGGUGAUAAAACUGGUGUUGUUAGUUCCUGGGCUGUGGCUUGUGAUGAGACCAGUAUUAAGUCUUGGACUGGAGCCAGAACUGAAAAUGAGGUUCCUCUUGGGUCCUGGGUGGGAGCUGGAGACCAGGCUAGUGGAGGGCUCUGGGCUGGUGCUCAAGCUACUGAGGGGGCAUGGGCUGGGGACAGAACCAGUGGAGUUUCCUGGCCUGGGGCUGUGAAUCAGGCCAGUGGGGGCACUUGGGUUGUUUCUGGGAAUCAGGCAAUUACAGGGCCCUGGGCUGUGAGUCAAGUUAGUGAUGGGUCUUGGCCUGGAGUUCAAGCCACUGGAGUGUCUUGGGUUCUGGACCAGGCUACUGGGACUUGGACUGUGGCAGAGAACCAGGCUGCUGCAGUGUCCUGGACUGGAGCUGGAAAUAUAGUUAGUAUUGGGUACUGGACUGGAGCUGUGGACCAGACUACUGGAGCAGCCUGGGUGGGGGUUAGUGAUCAGUCUUGUGGUGAGACCAAACCCAGAUAUGAGGAUCAAGCUGGCCAAAAAGUAUCCUGGGAUGGCACUAGUGGCCAGGCCAGUGGAGGGUCUAGGUUGGGACCUGAGGACCAGUCAAGUGGAAGGUCUUGGACUGGAACUGUAGACCAAGCCAGUGGAGGGUCCUUACUUGGAAGUGUAAACCAGUCUAGUAGUGGAUCCUGGGCUGGCACUGGGGACCAGGCUAGUGGAGGACCUAUGUCAGGGUCUGCAGACCAGGCCAGUGGUGGGUCCUGGGCUGGAACUAGAAACCUAGCUGGAGGAGGAUCAUGGACUGGGACUAGUGAUCAGUCUGAUGGUGGAUCAAAGUCUAGUUUUGAGAAUCUGGACAGCAAUGGAGGGACUUGGACUGGAGCUAGUGGCCAAGCUGAUGGAGUACCCAAGUCUGGAACUGAGAAUCAGUCUAAUGGAAGAUCCUGGGCAGAUUCUGGUGGUCAAAUCAGUGGAGGGUUCUUGUCUGUGGGCCAGGUCAAUGGAGAGUCCCAGGCUGGGUCUGGUGACCUGGCUAGUGGUGGAACAAAGCCAUUAUUUGAGAACCAGUCCAGUGGAGGAAGAUGCUGGACUGAUGCUGGGAACCAGUCUGGUAGAGAAUCUGGGCUGGGAACCAGGGACCAGUCCAGUGGAAAUUCUUGGCAUGGCACUGGAAACCAGGGCAGUGGAUGGUUCUGUGCUUAUACAGGGAAUCAGACCAGUGGAGGAGGGUCUUGGAGUGGGUCUGGUGGUCACGGUGUUGGAGGGUCCACUCCAGGGCCCAUAAACCAGUCUAGUGGGUCCUGGGUUGCCACUGGAAAUCAGAUCAGUGGAGGGGCCUGGAUUGGGCCCGGAGAUCAGGCUGGUAGCUCUUCCAAACCUGGAUUUGAUGGUCAGGCCAUUGGAGGUGGGUUCUGGUCUGGUGCUGGGGACCAGGCUAGUGGAGUGUCCAGGCCAAGGGAGGAUCAGUCCAGUGCAGGAGUUUCCUGGGGUGCAACUGGUGGCCAUGUCAUUGGAUUGAGUAGACCAUGCCCCACAGACCAGUCAAGUGGUGGGUCCUGGACUACCGUUGGGAGUCAGGUCAGUGGAGGGCCCUGGGUUGGGCAUGGAGAACAGACUGGUGGCUGUUCCAAACCUGGAUUUGAUGGUCAGGCCUGCAGAGGCGGUUCCUGGACUGGUGUUGGGAACCAGACUAGUGAAGAAUCCUGGGUUGGGCCUAGGUCUGGCAAUGAAGCCUGUGGAGCUUCUAGACUGAGCCAUGAGGACCAGGCCAGUGGAAGAUUCUUAGUCAGUGCUGAGGUAGAGGCUAAUGAAGGAUUCUGGUUUGGGCCUGGAAGUGAAGCCUUUGUAGGGGCUUGGUGCUGGACAGGGCAAAACUCUACUAUUGUUCCCAUGCCUGUUGGUAAGAAUGGAGCCACUAUUCAAUCCACAUCAGGGACUGAGCAAGUGACCAGCAUUAGUUCUGGGUUGGGUGAUGAGAACAAGGCCACUACUGGGUCUUGGAUAAGAUCUUCAGGGGCAGCUUAUAUGGGUGCUUGUUUGGGGGCUGCAGCAGCUCAGGCUGGAACUAAAACUGUGAUUGAAGCUGGAACUGUGGCUGCAUCUAAGGCUGGAGCUGAGGCUGUGGCUCAGGCUAAGGUUGAAGCUGUGACAGAGGCUGAAGUGGCAGAGGCUGGGGCUGAAGUUACAGCUGUUGCUGAGACUGAGAUUGUAGCUGAGGCUGCAGUAGAGGCUGGACCUGAGGCUGCAGCUAAGGCUGGGGUUGAGGCUGAGACUGUGACCAGGAUGGGGUCUUGGUCCUGGAAUUCAGAUCUGAGUACUAUUAGGUCUAGAUUUGAAACCAAGGAAGAGGCUGGCACUAAGGCCCGGUUGGGAUCUUGGUUCUGGAAUGUACAAGAGGCUGGUGCUGAGGCUAGGAUGGGAUCUUGGCCCUUGGUUGGAGAAAAGACCCCUAAAGGGUUUAGGCCUGGAGCUAAGGAAGAGGCUGGUAUUGACACCAGGAAGGAAUCUUGUCUCUGGGAUGUGGAUUUGAGUGCUAAGAGAUCUAGGCUUGAGAUUGAAGAACAAUCUGGUACUGAGGCCAGGAUGGAAUGUUGUUUCUGCGAUAUGCACUUGGCCAUUAAAAAACCUAGGCUUGAGAUUGAGGAACCGGCUUGUACUAUGUCCAGCAUGGGAUCUUGUCUAUGGGAUGUGGAUUUGGCCAUUAAAAAACCCAGGCUUGACACUGAGGAAAAGGCUGGCACUGAGGCCAAGAUGGGAUCUUGGUCCUUAGAUAGACUUGUGACCACUACAGGAUGUAAGUUUGGAGCUGAAGGAGGAACUGGUGCUGCUAGGAUGGGAUCUUGUCUCUGGGAUGUGGAUUUGACCACCAAAGACUCUAGGCGUGAAACUAAGGAAGAGACUAGAGCCGAGGCUAGGAAGGGAUCUUGUCUUUGGGAUGUGGAUUUGACCUCUAAGGGGUCUAGGCUUGAGCCUGAGCAAGAGGCUGGUGCUGAGGCCAGGCCAGGAUCUUGUCUCUGGGAUGUGGAUUUAACCUCCAAAAGUUCUGGACUUGGGGCUGAGGAACAGGCUGGUGCUAAGGCAAGGAAAGGAUCUUGUCUCUGGGAUGUGGAUUUGACCACUAAAGAGUCUAGGCCUGAGACUGCGGAAGAGGCUGGUGCUGAAAAUAGGACGGGAUCUCGUCUCUGGGAUGUAGAUAUGACCAAUAAAGGGUCUGGACUUGUGAGUGAGGAAGUCGCUGGUGCAGAGGCCAGGAUGGGAUCUUGUCUCUGGGAUGUAGAUCUGACCACCAAAGGGUCUAGGCUUGAGACUGAAGAAGAGGCUGGUGCUGAGACCAAGGUGGGAUCUUGUCUCUGGGAUGUAGAUAUGGCCAAUAAAGGUUCUGGUCUUGGGUCUGAGAAAGAGUUUGAUGCUGAGGCCAAAAUGGGAUCUCGUCUUUGGGAUGUGGAUUUGACCACUAAAAAUUCUAGUGUUGAUACUGAGGAAGAGGCUGGUGCUGAGGCCAAGACAGGAUCUUGUCUUUGGGAUGUAGACAUGACCAAUAAAGGUUCUAAGUGUGGGACUGAGGAAGUGGCUGAUACUGAGGCCAGGAUGGGAUCUUGUCUCUGGGAUGUAGAUCUGACCACCAAAGGGUCUAGGCCUGUUGUUGAGGAAGAAGCUGGUGCUGAGGCCAGGAUGGGGUCUUGUCUCUGGGAUAUGGAUUUGAGCACCAAAGGGUCUACGUUGGGAUCUGAGAAGGAGGCUGGAGCUGAGGCUAGUAUGGGGUCUUGUCUCUGGGAUGCAGAUCUGACCACCAAAGGGCCUAGGUUUGGAGCCGAGAAAGAGACUAGAGCUGAGACCAGGACAGGGUCUUGUCUCUGGGAUGUAGAUUUGACCACCAAAGAGUCCUGUCUUGGGGCUGAGGAACAAGCUGGUGCUGAAGCUAGGAUGGGAUCUUGUCUCUGGGAUGAAGAUUUGACCACUAAAGAGUCUAGGCUUGGGGCUGAGAAACAGUCUGGAUUAGGAUUUUGGAUGAGGAUGGCUAGGAAUGUAGAUGAGGAUGAGCUAAGUGGAACAUCCAGCCCUGAUAUUGAAGAGAUCAGUUUAAGGUCUUUGUUUUGGGCUGACGGUGAAAACAGCAAUGAGCUCAGCUCCAAGAGUGAAAAAGAUGUCAAUUCUGAAUCUUGGACUGGAGAUAAGGACAGCAUUAAAGAACAGUUUGAGGCUGGUUAUGGAGUAGAUAUAACUUCUUGGUUCUGCACUGGUAAUGAAAACAGAAGUGAAAACAAAUCUACAGCUAAGGAUAAAGCCAAGUCAGCUGAGUCAAGAGGCACAUAUCCAUCCAUGGUUCCUGGGGCAGGAAUGGGAUUAUGGGAUGGAGCCAUGGUCUGUUCACAAGCAAAGUUUCUACAACAAACUGAGGCCACCUUUCUAGGUAAACAUGAGUGCAAAAAACAGAUGAAGCAUGGGGAUAAAACGCGGGCCUGGUCCUGCCGCUGUAAACGUGAAACCAAUAUAGAUCCACAAGAUCUUGAAAAACUGAUUUGCAUGAUCGAGAUGACUGAAGAUCCUUCUGUUCAUGAGAUAGCCAACAAUGCUCUGUAUAACAAUGUUGAUUAUCCUUAUUCUCACGACAUUGUUCGCAAUGUAGGUGGAAUCUCAGUUAUUGAGAGUUUGUUGAGUAAUCCUUAUCCCAGUGUUAGACAGAAGGCUUUAAAUGCACUGAAUAACAUCUCAGUGGCUGCUGAAAACCACAGAAAGGUUAAAACAUACUUAAGCCAAGUAUGUGAAGAUACUGUCACCUAUCCAUUGAAUUCCAAUGUGCAGGUGGCUGGACUGAGAUUAAUAAGGCAUCUGACUAUUACUAGUGAAUAUCAGCAUAUGGUUACAAAUUAUAUUUCAGAAUUUCUUCGUUUGUUAACUGUUGGAAGUGGAGAAACUAAAGACCAUGUUUUGGGAAUGCUUGUGAAUUUCUCUAAAAAUCCAUCGAUGACAAAAGAUUUGCUCAUUGCCAAUGCACCAACAGCCCUUAUUAACAUUUUCAGUAAGAAGGAGACAAAAGAGAACAUUCUUAAUGCUCUUUCACUAUUUGAAAAUAUAAAUCACCAUUUUAAAAGAAGAGCAAAAGUAUUUACCCAGGACAAGUUCAGUAAAAAUUCUCUUUAUUUCCUAUUCCAACGACCUAAAGCCUGUGCCAAGAAACUUCGAGCCUUAGCAGCAGAAUGCAGUGAUCCAGAGGUGAAAGAAAAAGUUGAGAUAUUAAUAAAUAAACUCUGAUUGGCUGUAUAUUCCCAAAUUUGAGUAACGUUUUGGUUUUGUAGUCUGGAAGCAAUACACAUUGUAAAUUUCAUUGUAAAACUGAUGUGACUAUGAGGGUCUAUAGCUGGACCAUUUUUAUGAACAACAAAUGAAUUCAAACUUGUACUGGAAAUAUAUGUGUAAAUUUUUAUCUUGUCUGGCUUGAGAUAUUUUUAGUAUGCUUCAUGAGCAGAAACUGAACUGAUUCUUCAUAAGUAAGGUAAUUUUAGUCCUUUGUGUGGACUUAUGUUUAUACAUUUGAGACUUUAUUUUUAUGUCAUCAAUAAAGUUGUGUGU